Molecule: messenger RNA, 318 nt
Organism: Rattus rattus (black rat)
Lineage: Eukaryota; Metazoa; Chordata; Mammalia; Rodentia; Muridae
Product: 40S ribosomal protein S17-like
Exons: 2
Coding region: 1-318 (105 amino acids)
Biological process (GO): translation
Cellular component (GO): ribosome
Molecular function (GO): structural constituent of ribosome
Source: RefSeq, a predicted model, not a curated record
AUGGUGGCUGCAGUGCUGGUGGCAGCCCCCAUCACUCAGAGUGGAAGCACCAACAAGCGUGUGUGCUGUGAGAGGAAAUUGCCAUCAUCCCCAGCAAAAACCUUCGGCUAUGUCACGCAUCUGAUGAAGCGGAUUCAGGGGGGUCCUGUGAGAGGCAUCUCCAUCAAGUUGCAGGAAGAAGAGAGAGAGAGGAGAGAUAAUGAUGUUCCUGAGGUCUCAGCCCUAGAUCAGGAGAUCACUGAGGUAGAUCCUGACGCCAAGGAAAAGCUGAAACUUCUGGACUUUGGCAGUCUCUCCAAAGGAGAGUUCCAAGGUUGA